Molecule: messenger RNA, 486 nt
Organism: Cucumis sativus (cucumber)
Lineage: Eukaryota; Viridiplantae; Streptophyta; Magnoliopsida; Cucurbitales; Cucurbitaceae
Exons: 1
Coding region: 1-486 (161 amino acids)
Source: RefSeq, a predicted model, not a curated record
AUGGAAGCUCAAGAAAACUUUAGCUUCCAACCCAUUAAUGGCGGCUCCACCCCCAUCACUGAAUCACCUCCUCUUGCAUCAGAAUCAAUUGACCACCAUGAGAAAGAAGAUCAAAGCGAUGGAAAUGUUGAUUGUUCUUCGGAAAUAAGAAGUAAUGGAUGUCAUAGAAAGAGCAAUUCUUGCUCAGGCGAUAGCAGAAGGACUAAUGAGAUAGCAAUUAACAGCGAUGACGAAGAAGAUGAGAAGAUGGAUAUGUUGUGGGAAGAUUUCAAUGAAGAAUUGCUGAAGAAUUUGAGUUCCAGAUUUGGGUCUCGUCGGUUGCCAGAACUUGAUGACUUGGAAUCAGAGGAAGCAAUGGAAGAUGGCAGCAGCAGCGGGGCGAUGCUGUCGGCAAGGAUGGCGAGUGUGGUAGUGAUAAUGAAGGUGCUGAAGAAGCUUCUGUUUUUACAUAAUUUUCGCAGGAAGCUCAAAGCUCGGACAUGGUGA